This is a messenger RNA of Pseudo-nitzschia multistriata, 1835 nucleotides long. The record is from the annotation of a GenBank genome assembly. NCBI's taxonomy places the organism in Eukaryota, Bacillariophyta, Bacillariophyceae, Bacillariales, Bacillariaceae.
GGAGAAAAAUCUGAGAUAGAUUCCUAUCGAAGACACCCGUUUGGCAACAAUUUCAAGCUGCAUAAGCACUCAUUCCCAGGAUUUAACAAAUUGGUCGACAACCAUAUAAUCUAGUAGGCAGAGAUGAAGUUUGUAUCGACAGGGAUUAUCAUUUUAUUUGCAGUAGCGACGUGCGCUUCUGAUUUUUCGUUGCGGAGACGCACGCUUAGUGAAAUUCCAUCAAACGAAGUUGGUGAUAUUCAACAAGAUUUAUCUCGGGAACUGAAUGGCGGAAUCAAAUUUCGAGGAGUUGGGCACAGGCCUAAUGACAAUGAUCAUGGGGGAGGGUAUUCACACAAAAGCCCGAAAACUUACCACGAUUCCCGAGGCAACAAACCCAAUUAUUAUUCAAAGGGCGACAAGAGCUACAAGGACGGCAAGCCUCACGGAAAAUCAGCUAAGCGGUAUUCCCACAAGCACAACAAGUCGUACAAAGAUGGCAAGCCUCAUCAUUCUAAAUCSYWRAARCACAGCGAUAARUAUCAUAAAGGAGACAAGUCUUACAAAGAUGGCAAGCCUCAUCAUUCUAAAUCGUUGAAACACAGCGAUAAAUAUCAUAAAGGAGACAAGUCUUACAAAGAUGGCAAGCCUCAUCAUUCCAAAUCGUUGAAACAUAGCGAAAAGUAUCAUAAGGGUUCUCACAAAGAUGGCAAGCCUCACGAUAAGCAUGACAAGUCGCACAAAAGUGGACAGAAGAGCCUUAAGAAACACAGCAAGAAAGACAAGAAGUCGUCGAAAUCCUCUAAAAAAAAGAAAAGCAAGAGUGACAAAAAACACAAAAGCGAGAAGAAAAAACGCAAGUACAGCAAAAGUAAGCACGGUUCACACAAACUAACUAAGCCUCAAGGCAACCGGCAGCCUCAAGGCAACCGGCCAGGCGGCAACAAGCCUCCAAAAAUAAGUAAGUCUUUUCCUUUUUCGUUUUCCGAUAGAAUCACAACUCUUAUUACAAAUUUCAAUGAGGAUCUAAACAUUGGCUUAUUUUGUUUCGUCGCAGACAAUGACCGUGGCAUGGACAAGGAUGACAAGAACAACGACAAGAACAAUGACAAGGACGACAAAGAUGGUAAGUAAUGCUUCACCUUCAUAUUUCAUUUUGGCGCCGUUUCACUAUACGUGAUAUCUAAUACCAUAGUUUUAUUUUCUAUAGACAAGAACGAUGAUAAGAACAAUGACAAGAACAAUGACAAGAACAAUGACAAGGACAAUGAUAAGAACGAUGACAAGGAUAACGAUAAGGAUGACGACAAGGACAAUGACAAGAACAAUGACAAGGACAAUGAUAAGAACGAUAACAAGGAUAACGAUAAGGAUAACGACAAGGAUAAUGGGAAUGACAAGGAUGAUGACAAGGACAGUGACAAUAACAAAGAUAACGACAAGGACAAUGGCAAGGACAACGGCAAUGACAAGAAUAACAAUGGGGAUAACGGCAAUGACAAGGAUAAUAACAAGGAUAAUGGAAAUGACAAAGAUAAUGACAAGAGUAAUGGUAAGUGACAUUCGAUUCUGCAGUUUCAUGAGUGGAUUUAUUCUCAGUGGGUCAAAAUCUAACGUCACAAUGAAUUUCUUCGUUUCAGACAAAGAAGGAGAACAGAGGGGGGAUGCGCCAAAACGGAGGCGACUAGGGUCACGUAAUGCGGCAAGUAGGAUAAAAGUACGGGGACGGGGUUAAAGUAAAUUGAUUGCAUAUCAAUGGUGGGAAUUUGUUGCAUUCGAACUUUGUAUCGGGGUAUUUCAAGGUUGUUUCUUGUGCAACGUCAAAGUUACAUGUAGUUCUCUAUGCUAAUUAUAAG